Messenger RNA from Trichoplusia ni (cabbage looper), 2137 nucleotides. RefSeq lists its product as uncharacterized. The coding region runs from base 631 to 2070 and encodes 479 amino acids. NCBI's taxonomy places the organism in Eukaryota, Metazoa, Arthropoda, Insecta, Lepidoptera, Noctuidae. The transcript has a single exon. The record is from RefSeq and is a predicted model, not a curated record.
UUAAAUUGUUUAUUUUUAAUUUCUGCUUAAUUAUCAUGAUAUCAUCUGGCCAACGUGACAAAUACCAAAUAAUUAACCAAUCCAAGUCGAGAUCACGCGAGCGUCGCAGCUGGCCGGCGCGUGCGCAGCCACUUCCUCUGAUCUUUGACUCGGACAAUUGCACGCAUCUGCCUUCGCUCCCUCUAUGAUAUAAGAUCUUUAAAUUGGACCGAUAUCUCCCCUCGGCCGGCGACGCGCGGGAAGGCAGCGGAGGGGAGGGGAGCUCCAUGAAUCUUGGCCUGGAUUAGUCAGCAAUGCCUAGAUACUGCUGCGGUUCGAUACAGUCCAUGUGUUGUAGACAACUCAAUACAAUAAAGUUCAAACUCGAAUGCUUGAACCGCAGAGUAAUAAUUGUAAGGAAGCACGUUACUCAAUCCUUUAUUGUCAUAAGGAUAUGAAUUGAAGUGGUUCGCGAUCAACGAGGUGUUUCCGCCUCAGCUGUUUAUAAAGUGUAUUAACUCAACAUACUGUUUGGACACCUACUUGAAGUGAGCAAACUUUUUGCUGUAAAAACUCUUCACGAAAUCUGUCAAAAAGUGACAUUGUAAAAUGGCUACAUAAAAAUGGAAAAGUCAAAACAAUUCAUCCGAUAUGACCCACAAACAAGUCAAGUUUGGUAGAGGCAAACGAUGGCGGAAAGUGAAAACGAUCGUCGAAGACUACGAGCGAGUAAACGAGAUCAGGAGACCGGUGCUGCUGAGCUGCGAUGAUUUGGAACGGAUGGCCGUAGAGAGCUCCAGGGCGAGGCUCAUCAGUCACUUAGUCAGCAAGUCCACUGACCACUCUGUAAGAGAGUUCACCUCGUACAACCACGAACCUGUCAUUGAUCCUCCCAGUUAUCCUACUAGUUAUCCUACCAGUUAUCCUACCAGUUUUCCUACCAGUUAUCCUACCAGUUUUCCUACCAGUUAUCCUACCAAUUAUCCUACCAGUUUUCCUACCAGCGAUCCUACCAGCAUUCCUACCAGCUAUGACGACCCUCCGUACUCGCCCUCGCCGCACGCCGAUCGAAUGCCAAUGCAAGUGGAACAAGUGUUAUCUGCUUACCCUUCAAUCGUCGAGCAGCCGUGGUGUCCUUAUGCUCCUUACUCGCCUGUUUCGGAAGUAGAUUUAGUUGUCGGACACAACUACGUAUGUAAAUGUGGAAAAUGCAAAAUGAGACACUGUCCAGCUAGGAGUAUGUCCAAAAAGAGGUCGGGUUUCUUUAAGGAUAACAUCAUGACGUUUUGUGAUCGGUACACGAUGACACAAAAGCUGAACGAUACGGCAAGCGGACGCACUCCUACCCCUUCAAAGCCCGAAUGUUAUGAGGAGGAGUAUUGCACAGACGCCCGGUGUCCUCCGUCCCUGGUGGCCGUGAGAAACAUGGAAGGUAAACUACAAAUUCACGAGAUGUAUAGUAAUCGUAAAGGUCGGCCUGUACCAAUUCUAAAGAAAUGCUGUAAUGAUCCAUGUUUUGACUAUGAAUACACCACCACACGAGCAAUGACUAAUAAUUAUCCAAACGAUGAAGUUCUUGAGGUCAAACCGGUGGGACCAAGAUCAGCGAAAUAUUAUAAACCAGACAGAGCUUCGCUCGAUGAUAGCGAUGUACUGUCCAGGAAAAAUUUAUACAAUGAAGGUAUAAGUGACAGGAUUGCGAAUAAGUUUCCUAUGGUUCCAAAGAAGCCGCCUUCUCCUCCAGAACGUAGCAGGACAUCGUUGGCCACGCAUUGCGGGUCAGAACACAACUACAUCCCUUACUCACACAGAAGUGAUUCUAAGUAUCACACUUGUUGCAAAAAGCCUCUUGAGAAGCGUUAUGUUGGUGAUGAAUUUGGUACAAAACUUCCUCCUGUUCCGGCCCCCAAGAUAGUUUGCAAGAAGCACACACCACCUGUCACCAAGACUUGCAAGCGGUGCAAGGAGCCGCCGCGCUGCAUCAAGCUUCCUAAGAAGGUCCUGACAUCCGAGAAGGUGAUAGAGGCAACCGCCGCGGACAAGCACAGCAAAGAAACGACAGCCUGCAGAAGAGUUAGGCCGACCGACUAGCUGGACGCCGUCGUGUCCUCGACGAAACAGUUUACAGAUACAAAUCAAUAUAAAAUCGUUAAUCAUG